Molecule: messenger RNA, 2604 nt
Organism: Knipowitschia caucasica
Lineage: Eukaryota; Metazoa; Chordata; Actinopteri; Gobiiformes; Gobiidae
Source: the annotation of a GenBank genome assembly
AUGUGUGAUCCUGACAACCUCAAACUUCAAAUAUCUACUGCCAGUAAUAGUGAGUCCACUGGUUCCAGUGCUCAGAAUGAGGGCUCUGUCAACUUUAAAUUUGGCGUCCUGUUUGCCAAAGACGGACAGCUCACAGACGAUGAGAUGUUUAGCAAUGAAAGGGGAAGCGAGGCGUUUGACAAGUUCCUGACCUUGCUGGGAGACUCCGUCACGCUGCAGGGGUGGGCAGGGUACCGCGGGGGGCUGGACACAAAGAACGACACUACAGGGAUUAAGUCCAUCUACACAGUGUAUCAGGGCCACGAGCUCAUGUUCCAUGUGUCCACCAUGUUGCCCUACUCCAAAGAGAACAAACAGCAGGUGGAGAGGAAGCGACACAUUGGAAAUGACAUCGUGACGAUAGUUUUCCAAGAAGGGGAUGAUGCGUCGUCGUCCUUCAAGCCUUCGAUGAUCCGCUCGCACUUCACCCAUAUUUUUGCAUUAGUUAGGUAUAAUAGCCAGAAUGACAGUUACAGGUUGAAGAUAUUCUCAGAAGAGAGCGUCCCGCUGUUCGGACCUCCUCUCCCGCCUCCGCCUGUGUUUACUGAUCACCACGAAUUCAGGGACUUUUUACUCGUCAAAUUAAUCAAUGGAGAGAAAGCCACAUUGGAGACGCCGACGUUUGCCCAAAAGCGCCAGCGGACUCUGGACAUGUUGAUCCGCUCGCUUUAUCAAGACCUCAUGCCAGACUUGCACAAAGUUCCCUUCUCUCCUCAGAACAUGUUGAACCGUCGAUCCUUCAGUGACGUCCUUCCAGAGUCUCCGAAGUCGGCGCGCAAGAAAGAAGAGGCGCGACAAGCCGAGUUUGUCCGCAUCGGCCAGGCUUUGAAACUCAAGACCAUUGUAAGAGGAGACGCUCCCACCAGUCUAGUAACGACAGGAAUCUGCAGAAAAGAGCCGUGGGAAUCUCAACCAUUCUGCAGCACGUUCCCGUACGAGAGCGUGUGUGCGGACUCCUGGGGCCAGUCUCUGCUCGCUGCCACAGACACAGCUGGUGUUCUGCUCUUGGAUGGCGCUGACCCCGCUCUGUCCAGUGCGGAUACAGCAGCUGCUCCACCCGUUCAAGUGUUCGACAAAACUAUGGUGGUGAAACAAAUGCACGUUCUGGAGCCUCAGGACCUGCUCAUCAUGAGGGCAGACAAAGGGAAAGACGCCCGGCUGUAUGUGUUCAGACUGAGCGUGUUGAAGAAAGGCCUGGAGGAGAAGCAGCUCAUUAGGAGCAAGUGCGAGAGCCGCGAGAACAAGCUGGAGAAAACCAAAGGCUGUCAUCUGUACUCCAUCAACACCCACCACGGCGCUGAGCUCAGGAUCGUCGCCGCCAUCAGGAAUAAACUGCUCCUCAUCACUCGCAAACGGGCCGAGGGCCUCAGCGCCGCGGGGCCGGGAGCGGACACACCCGUGGAGGAGUUUCAGUACAUCAGGGAGAUCUGCCUGUGCGACCCGCCCGUGGUGAUGGCGCUGGUGGACGGUCCGACCGGAGAGAACGACAACAUGAUCUGUGUGGCCUACAAACAUCAGUUUGACCUGAUCAAUGAGAGCACAGGGGACGCCUACCGCCUGCACCACGUGGAGGCUAACAGGGUGAAUUUCGUUGCGGCUAUCGACGUGUAUGAAGACGGAGAGGCGGGUCUGCUCUUGUGCUAUAACUAUAUUUGUUACUACAAGAAAGUGUGUCCUUUCAACGGCUCCACCCCGAUGAUCCACUCCAACACCUCCGACUUCCACUUCAGCUGGAACCAGAUGCCAAACGCAAUUGUGUGUGCGUUCCCGUAUAUCUUGGCCUUCACCACAGACUCCAUCGAGAUCCGGCUGGUGGUCAAUGGGAACCUGGUUUACACUGCAGUGGUACCGGGACUCGAGCUCGCAGCCUCAAGGUCUGACAUCUACUUUGUGUCCUCUGCCCCGGUGAGCUCCACGUCCAACAGCAGCUCAAAAGACACCAGUUCCCAGAGUUCCCCACAGACGCCCACAGGCUACGAGAUGCCCGUGUUCCCCUCGCCACUCGGAGAUGAUUCUAUACGGAUUCCUUAUGGUACCAAGCUAUCCCUGUACAUGUCUAAGGACCCUGAAGGUGAAUGUGGGUGCAAACACAUCUUUAAGAUCCCAUUGUCCAACCUUGUGGGUCGCAGCAUUGAGAGACCCCUAAAGUCUCCUCUGGUUAACAAAGUCCUGACCGCACCAGCGCCCUCCAUGGUCCUGGCCAGUCCGCUCAUCUCAGCCUCCCACUCUCUGUCCAUGUCCCGGAUGGAGAUCAAGGAGAUAGCCAGUCGCACACGAAAGGAACUGCUCGGUUUAACAGAAGAACCAAGUGGGAAGUCCGACAGUAAACAGCGGAGAAUGAGCCGAAAGAACACGGAGGAGGAGCCUAAAGCCAGAGCCCUGACCUCAACGAACAACGACAGGACGCCGCCAGAGUCCGAUGAGUUCGAGGUGGACUUUCAGAGGCAGUUGUCCUCCAGCUCCGAGGCCGAGGGGGACAGGGUCUUGCUGCAGGACGAUAGCCCCUUGGCCAGUGCGUUCGGCCGCUCCACGUCCUUCGAGGAGGACGUCCUGGACCUAAAGUGA